AUGAACAAGGCAAAGGCAGCAGUUGACAACUUCCUCGCCAGGGAUGGAAAGCAUGACACUACUGUCCACGAGGUCAUCAACCCUGCAGUGCAACAUGAGAACGUAAUCCGCACGGAACGAGAUGAAGCCCAAGAAGCAAUCGACCGAGAGGUCCAUCAAGAUCACUACCACACUUCCGUUCAGCCCAUCCAAGAUCGCGAGGUUCUCCCCGAGCAACACGGCUACACCACGGCAGAAGUUGAGACCCGCAACUACAAGCAUGGCAACGAGGAACAUGUGAAAGAACGUCUUGCGGCUGAGCAGGCUCAGUUCAAGAACACCAAGACCAUCAGCGAAGUGCAACACACCAGCGCCAAUCUCGGGGCCGUCGAAGCCGAGCACGUCCAUCAUCAUGUCCACGAGAGCAUUCAGCCAGUCGUGCAAAAGGAGACCAUCCAACCAUCCGUUGUCCACACCACCAUUCCAAUCCACGAGGUCCACCAGAACGAACCCAAACACCACACUGCUACUCAACUCCCCGCCGUCACUAUGGAUGAGUUCAGAAAUCAAGGGGGCCGUCUUACCGGUCGCGAAGAACGCACCGAUGCCUUCGUCGGCGAGCCAAAGACCGUCGGCGGCACCCUGGGCGGCACUGGAGCAUCAGGAACCACCUCCUUGACCGAGGGUAACGUCCUUCACACUCGCACUACCGGGCUCGACAAGGGCCGCGCUUCAGGCGUCGCCGGCACAGGUGUCACAACCGGAGCCAGCGGUACCGGCUCGUACGGCGUCGGCGAGAGUACCGGCCUCAUCUACGACCGGAGCGCCACUCCACCGAUGCGAACCGGCGGCGCAACACCCAGCAAGAAGCACGGCUUGAUGGACAAGUUGAACCCCCUGAAGGACACGGAUCACGAUGGAAAGGCCGGUAUCAUGUCCUAA
Amorphotheca resinae ATCC 22711 is the source of this 921-nucleotide messenger RNA. RefSeq lists its product as hypothetical. Bases 1 to 921 code for a protein of 306 amino acids. NCBI's taxonomy places the organism in Eukaryota, Fungi, Ascomycota, Leotiomycetes, Helotiales, Amorphothecaceae. The record is from RefSeq and is a predicted model, not a curated record. The transcript has 2 exons.